Necator americanus (New World hookworm) is the source of this 255-nucleotide messenger RNA. RefSeq lists its product as uncharacterized. The record is from RefSeq and is a predicted model, not a curated record. Lineage: Eukaryota; Metazoa; Nematoda; Chromadorea; Rhabditida; Ancylostomatidae. The transcript has 3 exons. The coding region runs from base 1 to 255 and encodes 84 amino acids.
AUGGUGCACGAACGGCGGAAAACAAAUGUAGACGAGAACUACCACAUGUGCUUUGGACAAAUACUGGGGAAGUACCAUCCACCACUGACAGAACUUAUUCUAGUUCUUCGAAGCGUAGUUGCAGUUGCGAAAAUAACUCUCUCGAGAAUGGAAGGCUUUUCGAACGAAACGAAGAAACUCCGAAAGAAAGACAGAGUGCGCUGCGAAAAAAUAGAAGGGUCUAUGCCCACACUCGAUAAAGAUUACGUUCAAUAA